Molecule: messenger RNA, 2268 nt
Organism: Erigeron canadensis
Lineage: Eukaryota; Viridiplantae; Streptophyta; Magnoliopsida; Asterales; Asteraceae
Product: protein kinase and PP2C-like domain-containing protein
Exons: 12
Coding region: 73-2049 (658 amino acids)
Biological process (GO): protein phosphorylation
Molecular function (GO): protein kinase activity; ATP binding
Source: RefSeq, a predicted model, not a curated record
CACACACCAAAUCUCCUGUACAAACCAUAACAUAAACACCAGCAACCAUUUUGGCAAAGCUAAAAAACCAAGAUGGGAAUAGAAAUCCCACAUCCAAACACUUGCAUAAGAGGCUGUUGCACCAGUGACUCAAUCCCUCUUCAUCUCCCUCCUUCUUCUUUCUCACUCUCACUUCCUCCUAUUGCCCGAGGAGCUGAAAGUGUUGUUUAUGAAGCCACAUUAGAUGGUGAAAAAGUUGCUGUUAAGAAACCCAUUUUGUCUACUUCAGAUGACAUCAAUAAGUUUCAUAAAGAAUUGCAAAUUUUAUGCAAGUUAAAUCAUCAAAGCAUUGCAAGAUUAGUGGCAGCACAUGCAAGGCCACCAAACUACAUGUUUUUCUUUAAGUUAUACGAGUGUGGAAGUCUUUCACAGAAGCUACAUGUUGAGGAAUGGAUUCCAAGUAUUGACCAAGCGCUCAUGAUCACCAGAGAUCUAGCAAAUGCCUUGCAGUAUCUUCACAACAUUGGAAUUUUACAUCGAGAUGUGAAGCCAGCGAAUGUUCUUCUUGACAACAGUAUGAGGCCACAUCUUGCGGACUUCGGUUUAUCUGAAUACAAGCAAGAUCUUAAGCAAGUCACGGUAGAGAAUUGGAGAUCAUCAGGCAAGCCAACUGGUGGUUUUCAUAAGAAGAACAUGGUUGGCACUCUUAUUUACAUGGCACCUGAAGUAUUGAGGAAGGAGAUUCAUACCGAAAAAUCAGAUGUAUAUAGCUUUGGAAUAUCAGUCAAUGAACUUCUCACAGGUGUUGUCCCAUAUACGGAUCUUCGCACUGAAGCACAGGCUCAUACUGUUCUGGAAAUGAACUAUACUGAGCAGCAACUUACCGCAGCUGUCGUGUCUGAAGGGCUUAGACCUGCUCUUGCACGAAUUGAAUUGGGUGUUUCGGCAAGAUUGCUGUCUCUGAUUGAAAAAUGCUGGGAUGCGGACACCGAAAACAGGCCUUCAUUUGAUGAUAUAGUCACAGAAAUUGAUCUCAUUAUCGGGGAUAGUAAGACCUUCACGGUGCAAGAUAAUGUCAUCUCCGAAUCAUCCACAAACUCAAGUCAAUUUUGUCAAGAGGAUGUCAACUGGUUUAUUAAGGGUGAAAAUAUUUUGAAGACUGUUAAUGAUAGUGGCCUAGGUGUCAGAAGCUGGAUGGAUUAUUCAGAUAAUUCUUCAUUAUACCUUCCGGUUCUAUCCUGGGGUUCUUUUGCAACAUGUGGAAGAAGGGAGACGAUGGAAGAUACACACUUUCUUAUGCCUCAUGUGUGGAAUGAAGAAGAUAUCCAUGUCUUUGGAAUCUUUGAUGGUCAUCGAGGUGCUGCAGCUGCAGAAUUUUCUGUUCGGGCCCUACCAAGACUAUUGGAAACUCUGGAUUGUGACACCAGGUCUGUAUUAGAAUGUCAAAAUGACAGUCCCACUGACGCACUCAAACACGCAUUCAUCAACACAGAUGUCGCAUUCAGAGAGGAAUUGGAUUCUCUGCGUAAACCUAGGGGGGUUAUCCAGAGAGACUAUCAUCCUGGUUGUACUGCAAUUGCUGCUCUUUUAAUUCAAAAUAGGCUUUUGGUUGCUAAUGCUGGUGAUUGCAGGGCAAUCUUAUGUCGAGGAGGUUGCCCUUAUCCUCUAAGUAAGGAUCAUGUUGCUAGCUGUAUUCAAGAAAGAGAACGGAUCACAGGUGUAGGUGGUCAAGUCAAAUGGCAUUUUGAUACAUGGAGGGUUGGCGCUGCUGCCCUACAGGUGACACGGUCUAUUGGUGAUGAUGAUUUAAAACCUGGGGUAACAGCAGAACCUGAGGUUACUGAUACCAUGCUUUCUGAUGAGGACGAAUACCUGGUAAUGGCUAGUGAUGGUCUAUGGGAUGUUGUAAGCAAUGCUGAAGUCAUUAGCAUAAUCAAGAACACCGUGAAAGAGCCAGGAAUGUGCUCCAAGAGGUUGGCAACCGAGGCUGCAGAGCGCGGCAGCAAAGAUAAUAUAACAGUAAUUGUUGUAUUUCUUCGUCCCGUAUCAACUGCAGAGAGAAUAUACUAGUGUUACUGUGAUUUUAGAGAUGCAAAUACGUUGUAAAAUUGAGAGAAAGUAUCACACUAUCAUAGUAUCAUGUGACAAUUCUUCAGGUUGUUGGUGAUGCGGGGUUUGUGUAAACCUUACAUCAUGCAAAAGUUGAUGGAAGUUAAAACCCGUGCUUUGUUAUGGUAGUACUUUGUGCUACAUUUGUUGUAUUUUAUAAAUGCAUGACCUCACUAUCGA